This is a messenger RNA of Aethina tumida (small hive beetle), 499 nucleotides long. RefSeq lists its product as uncharacterized. The record is from RefSeq and is a predicted model, not a curated record. The transcript has 3 exons. Lineage: Eukaryota; Metazoa; Arthropoda; Insecta; Coleoptera; Nitidulidae. The coding region runs from base 41 to 379 and encodes 112 amino acids.
CUCUUCUGCACACUCACUGUUGCUUUUCAGCAGAGAGAAAAUGGUUCUGGUUCGUUACCACCCGAUCUCGUACUAUUCGAGUCUGUGGCGCGAUUAUUACCCCGACUACUCUUACUAUUACUAUCGACCGCUGAGAUGGUACCGCAGUUAUUGGCCUCUCUAUUGGUACUCGACCAGUCUGUGGCCCAGCUGGAGAAGUUACUACCGAUACUUCCUGGACGAUUACUACCCCACCUACAAGUACCGCUCCUCGAAUUGGGCCCUCAAACUGUCCUCCUUCAUUGACGACAUGUGUCUCGAAUCCCGCAAAAGAAGUGCAGAGUUCCGCCUCAAGAACUAUUACUAUUCGCCGCUUGCGUUGACCUACAAAUACCUCUGAACUGGACUCGUUGGCAAAAGUAACAAAUGUGUGUUUCAGGAAAGUUAAAGUUUAACGAAUAUCAAGUUUGGCUUUUGUGAAGGUGUGAAGUUAAUUCAAUAAAAAGAUAAGUAACGAAAA